Molecule: messenger RNA, 1104 nt
Organism: Anthostomella pinea
Lineage: Eukaryota; Fungi; Ascomycota; Sordariomycetes; Xylariales; Xylariaceae
Source: the annotation of a GenBank genome assembly
AUGCCUCCAGUAACUAUCUCUGGUCAAGAGCUCAUCGACCUGGCCUGGCAGCAGCAACCUAUCGCAGCAAGCGACUUCGCCGCUGGCGUGACGACCGCUACUAUCGUAGUGCUUGUCCUCAGUGCCCUGGCUGUGGGGUUACGCGUAUGGGUUCGUACGUCGUUCUUUCUGGACCGUCAAAUCUGGGGAUGGGAUGACACACUCGCAGUACUGAGCUUGGUAACCUUUAUACCGUCAUGCGUGUUCAUCAUCCUCGCCGCUCACUAUGGGCUUGGUAGGAGAGAUGCCGACAUCACCCCACUGCUGAGGGCUAGGGCUGCGCUCUACUUGGGAUACUGGCAGAUGUUCUACGCGACGUCUACCAACCUGGUCAAAGCCGGCAUUGCCAUGACCCUGCUGCGUCUCACGGCGCAACGACGAUAUCGGUACCCUAUCCUGGGCAUCAUGAUUUCGCCAGCGCUCUUCACUGUCGGAGUGGUCAUUGUGCUGGUCACGACAUGCUACCCCCUCGGGGCUCAGUGGGAUCUUGCUUUGGCUAGGUGUGCCGCCCACGACGUGAUGGCGCAGCUGAGCUACCUCUUUACUGUAUUCACGGUCCUCUUGGACUGGGCUUGUGCCGUGAUUCCGUACCUACUCUUACGGGAUCUGGAGAUGAGGAAGGCGGUCAAGAUAACUCUUCUUGCUGUGCUGAUGUUCGGCGGCCUUGCGGGCGUUUGUGCUAUUAUUCGGUUGCCGUACUUGAAGUACUACCUUAUCGAAAAGGACCAGCUGUACUAUUUCGCCAACAUUGUGCUCUGGUCGACAGUCGAGAACGCGAUCGGGAUCAUUGCCGCCUCCCUACCCAUGAUUCGCAAGCUGUUCGGCAUCUACGCGACGAGCAGCCGCGAAGAAUCACAACCGGUGGAGAGGGCAGGGGCGGUUGAGACUAUCGGAGGGACCCCUUUAACCAAGCAUCAUACUUCUAUCCAGUUGAAGUCGAUGAGCUCAAGCAGGCUGAAGUCUUCGACUCUGAGGUCUGGGGAACAUGGCAGGUGGAACCGGUUGGAUGGUGCCAACUCAAGUCAAGAGGAGAUGGUCCGUUCGAACACUGGCGGCCGAUACUGA